GGUGAUCCUCCUAUACACACUUCAGUAGUGUCUGAGGAACUCGACGCGCUGCUGAUUCAAGUUUCACACAGAUCAACAUGAUUGUCUGGAUGGUGAUUGCAGCUGUGGUUUUUCUCGCCCUUUUAUUCCGCAAUCCGCACUUUUUCCAGGAUGUCCAAUACGUGCGGGAUAAAAUACAAGCGAGGCGUCGUGUCUUAAAAUACAAGCAGACUAAUUACUCCAUCCUGGACCGGUUUUUAGAAGCGGUGAAGGCGCAGCCACACAAGCCGUUCAUCCUUUUUAACGAUGAGACUUUUACCUACCAGGAUGCGGAUGAGCUCAGUAACAAAGCUGCACGAGUUUUCCUGCACAAUGGACUUGUUAAAGAAGGAGACACUGUUGCGCUGUUCCUCAGAAAUGAGCCGAUGUUUCUGUGGUUGUGGUUAGGUUUGGUAAAGAUCGGAUGUAACGCUGCUUUUCUCAACUACAACAUCCGAUCCAAGUCCCUGUUCCACUGCUUCAGCAGAAGCGGAGCCAAGACUCUGGUCGCAGCUGAAGAGUUACACAAUGCUGUAGAGGAGGUUCUGCCCAGUCUGCUGGAGCAGCAGGUCACUGUUUUCAUCCUGGCUGACAGAUGCAGAACUGGAAAUAUGGAGAGCUUCAAAGACAAAAUGAGCCAGGCCUCCUCUGAGCCUCUGUCCAAAGAUUUAAGGUCACAUUUAACCUUACAGAGUCCUGCAGCCUACAUAUAUACAUCAGGGACAACAGGUCUCCCUAAAGCAGCAGUAGUCUCUCAUGUCAAACUGUGGAGCCUAGCUUGCAGUAUGUCUAUGGCAGGAGUGACCUCCGAAGAUGUGCUUUUUAUUAGUCUCCCUCUCUAUCACACCACAGGUUUCCUCGGAUUCAUUUCGGUCAUUGAGAGGGGUAACACAUUGGCUUUGAGGAGUAAAUUUUCAGCAUCUCAGUUCUGGGACGACUGCAGAAAAUAUAACGUCACGGUCAUAAUGUUUAUAGGUGAAAUGAUGCGUUACCUCUGCAACACACCAAAAAAACCUAAUGAUCAAAGCCACAAAGUGAGACUUGCGAUAGGCAGCGGGGUAAGAGCCGAUGUUUGGAGGUACUUCAUAACCAGGUUUGGAAACGUUCAAAUCAAAGAGGUUUAUGGAGCAACUGAAGGGAAUUUUUCUCUGCUGAAUUACACCGGCAAGAUUGGAGCUGUUGGCCGAGACACCUUCCUCAACAAAUGGGUUUUUCCAUAUGCUGUGAUCAAAUUCGACACAGAAAAAGGAACACCUUUGAGGGAUUCUUCUGGUCUCUGCAUAGAAGCUGCCAAAGGUGAACCUGGACUUCUGGUAUCUGAAAUAUCAACAAGGGCUCCGUUCGCUGGAUAUGUGAGAGACCUGCAGCAAACUGAGAAGAAGAGGCUGCAUGAUGUCUUCAAGAAAGGAGACUUGUACUUCAACACUGGUGACCUGCUGUGCAUUGAUGAAGAUAAUUUCAUUUACUUUAAGGAUCGAGUCGGAGACACUUUCAGAUGGAAAGGAGAGAACGUGGCUACAACUGAGGUGGCUGACAUCAUCACACUGCUUGACUGCAUCAAAGAAGCCAACGUUUAUGGAGUCGAAGUGCCAGGUCAGGAGGGGAGAGCUGGAAUGGCUACCGUUACUUUAAGUGAAGCACAGAGAUUUGACCCUGCAGAUGUUUUUAAACAUGUUGUAAGCUUCCUGCCGGCCUACGCAAGGCCAUGUUUUCUGAGGAUUCAGAGCUCCUUGGACAUUACAAGCACGUUCAAGCAUAUGAAGGUGAAGCUGGUGGAGGAGGGUUUCAACCCAAAUCAAAUGACAGACCCGCUCUACUUUCUGGAUGAAAAAAACAAGAAUUAUGUCCCGCUUACGGUGGACAUAUUCAACUCGGUUACAUCAGGAAAGAUCAGAAUUUAAAGUGGCUUUUAUUGCCUAUCCUGCUUGCACUGUAACACAUCAGCCACCUGUGAUGUUCAAGUUCAAGUUGUUUUGUGAUGAAGUCUUGUAAUUUUAUCUUUAUCCGUUUACUUUUUUGUACUUCUACUUCAGCAGUAAUUUAAUGCAUAUCACUAAAUAUAUCACUUUAAUUCUCCUCCAGGGAACAUGUUUGAGCGUGUUGCACUGAGAUGUAAUGGCUUCACUUAGAAAGAAAGUAAGUUUUUUUUUUUUUUUCUAUAGUAGAGAAAAAUGACAGCUGUAAGCUCCUUAUUCAAACAAUGAGGUGUCGCUGCUUACCAUUCUGAUCUAUUGAGGCUAUUGUGAUGUAUGGUUGUUGAAUGUUUGUUGGCAAGUCCCUUCCCUGUCUUUGGGGCUUAAGGAUUUUAGGAUAAUAAUUUAGAUUUAAAAUGAUUAUUUUAGAUUUCUUUUUUUCUGAUCUCUUGUUUUAUAUAAUUUAAACUCCUGGACUUUAUUUGUGCUCUACAUAGUUUUAAACGAUGAUUUGAAAAUACUUCAUUGUAGCAAUCACAAGCACAAAUUCAUCUUGUUUCUACUUAAAGCAGCUACAAGGAGUUUUUAACUGGUUAUGAAACUCACUUUAAUUCUGAUGCCUCUUUAUGACUUACAUAAGCAAAUGAGACCAUCAGUGAGAAUAUUGGCUAUUUUUUAUAUAGUUAUUCUUAAUGCUUGUCUUAAAAUAAUCACAUGACUGGUUUAUCACAAUGAAUGACGUUUAACAACCUGUUUCCUCCAUGUACCUUUAAAUAAAUCUU
Sander lucioperca (pikeperch) is the source of this 2713-nucleotide messenger RNA. Its product is annotated as very long-chain acyl-CoA synthetase-like. NCBI's taxonomy places the organism in Eukaryota, Metazoa, Chordata, Actinopteri, Perciformes, Percidae. Gene Ontology annotation, molecular function: long-chain fatty acid transmembrane transporter activity; long-chain fatty acid-CoA ligase activity. The coding region runs from base 78 to 1919 and encodes 613 amino acids. The record is from RefSeq and is a predicted model, not a curated record. The transcript has 10 exons.